Molecule: messenger RNA, 498 nt
Organism: Penicilliopsis zonata CBS 506.65
Lineage: Eukaryota; Fungi; Ascomycota; Eurotiomycetes; Eurotiales; Aspergillaceae
Exons: 2
Coding region: 20-283 (87 amino acids)
Source: RefSeq, a predicted model, not a curated record
GAAGCUCUCCCCGUUCGUCAUGAAGCUGAGGUCUGCUCCUCCUGGCUAUUUCUUCCAACCUGAAAGACCACCGCCUCGUACAGAUCCAUUCGCUGCGCCCACCGGUCCUUACUUCUUCUACGGUACUCUGUCCGACCCGUGUCGCAUCAACUACACCGACAAGAACGAGCCCGUCGAUGACUUUGGGCAUGUCUUUAGAUUUGUCGGCAAUGUCAGAGACUUGAGUGACGGCACCUUUGACCUGGGGACUUGGCUAAAGAGGAUGAAAAGAGACGUCAAGUAACUUUUCUACCGAACGCAUUGAUUUCACCAAUCUGGUGAUUCUUACAUGAAUUGAUCCUGUGCCUGAUCCUGGCGUCAAGCAACAUUGAGGCUGAUAUAAUGAGCAAUCCCCAAAAUAACAAUGAUAUUAUGAUAUGUCUGAUCUAUAUAACCAUCGCCAGUAACCAACUAAGACCCCUGAGACACCUCCACGCACUUCAGACUGCGCGCAAUAUG